Molecule: messenger RNA, 926 nt
Organism: Styela clava
Lineage: Eukaryota; Metazoa; Chordata; Ascidiacea; Stolidobranchia; Styelidae
Source: RefSeq, a predicted model, not a curated record
UUUUGCACAGUUAUUAGUUGUAAUUCGUAGUGUAUACGACUGCAAUAUUUUGGAAGAUAAGUUCAUUUGGGUUGACAACAAGUUCAGUCUUAUAUCUUUAUAGUGUUACUUUAUAGUGUACCUGUUGUAUUCUAUAAAUAUGGCGUUGUUCUGCUUGAAUUCGAAAACUAGCACAUUCUUCAUGAUGAAUAUAAUUUCAAUCUGUGCAGGACAAAUUGCAGGAAAGACGUCAUGCAGAAUUCCGAAAAUAGACGUGGACAUUAAUUGGAAAGAGAUGCCAAAGACAUGGUAUUUGGGCCUACACACAAACGAUGCUGUGAAGUCAAAAGAUGUUCUUUGCUCCAAAAUGGAAAAUGUUACAUCGACACCAAGCGGCGGCUCUGUUGUGAUCACAGAAUAUCAUCAUAGUUCACCUGCAAGCAUUUUUCCUGCUCACUUUAUUCGACAAGACAAUGGUAUUUACGCAGUCGAGAAAAAUGAUGAUGAUGCGAUAAUUAAAGCCGAAUCUCAGUAUCCUGAUGGAAAAACCAACGAAAAUGCUGCCAGUUUUGACAAAGCCAGGUUGGAUUCUCCUACCAUUCUUUUAAGUGAUGGAAAAAACUACUUCAUCCAUGCAUGGUGUGUUUCUGAUGAAUGGAUCGUGUGGACGCAAUUUCCUACAUCUAGGCCUACACAACAUCAAAUUAAUGAAUUCCAACGGGCUAUGGAUAAAUAUGGAAUAAAUACAGACAUGUAUCCUUGCCAACAAGUUGAUGCGAAUAAAUAAUUGGACCAAACAGAUAUCCGAAUAUGGUUUUACGCGGAACACAAAAAUUAGGAUGUUCGCUCAAAAUUAACGAUUAUGAAACUUAUACCGUUAUAUUGCAAUCAAUAUAUUUAUCUUUGAAUUGUUACAAUGUGACGAUUAUACUAUAUAUGGAUAUGAA